UGUUGUCCAAUAGGAAGGGCAAUUUUAGGAACAGAUGAGUACUAAAACCAUGACAUAAGGCAAAUGAAAAGCGUCUUUAAAUUUCACACUUGAAGGAUUCGACAGAAAGAGUAAAGAAAAAACACCAGAAUAGUAAGAUUGCUUGUGAGAAGAUUUUGUUUUUAGGCAUGGCUGCAGCAAUACAAGGCAAAUGGAUCAAGCUGGAGGAAAAAGGCGCUGGACCUGGGGCAAGAAGCUCACAUGCCAUCACCAUUGUGGGGCAUAAGGUCUAUUCCUUCGGAGGUGAGUUCACACCUCGGGUCCCUGUUGACAACAAAUUGUACGUGUUUGAUCUCAAUAGCCAAGAAUGGUCCGUGGCUGAUGCUGUUGGGGAUGUCCCUCCACCUCGUGUAGGCGUCACUAUGGCCACUUUAGGGGAGACUAUCUAUGUCUUUGGUGGCAGAGAUGCUGAACAUAAGGAGCUUAAUGAGCUUUAUUCUUUUGACACAACUACCAACAAAUGGACCUUAUUGUCUAGUGGAGAUGAUGAUGGCCCUCCUCACCGGAGCUACCACUCUAUGACUGCUGAUGAUUGGAGGAUCUACGUCUUUGGUGGUUGUGGAAAUGCUGGAAGGCUAAGUGAUCUCUGGGGUUACGACGUUGUUGAUAAGAAAUGGAUCAAAUUUCCUGUACCAGGGGAAAAUUGUAAACCAAGAGGUGGACCUGGUUUGACUGUGGUCCUAGGCAAAAUAUGGGUUGUCUACGGAUUUUCCGGUGACGAGCUUGAUGAUGUGCAUUACUUUGAUACAAUUGAAGAAAAGUGGAUGCAAGUGGAGACAAAUGGUGAAAAACCUUCUGCUAGAAGUGUAUUUUCAACAGUUGGGAUUGGGAAAUACAUUUUUAUCUAUGGUGGUGAAAUAGACCCUAGUGACUUAGGUCACUUAGGUGCUGGGAAAUUUUCGGGCGAUGUCUAUGCACUCGACACAGAGACACUAGUUUGGAAGCGGUGGAUGGAUUCCGGUGUCCAUCCUGGACCACGAGGGUGGUGCGCCUUUGCUAGUGGACAGCGAGAUGGCCAAGAGGGGCUGCUGGUUUAUGGUGGCAAUACACCAAGCAAUGAUAGGCUUGGUGACAUUUUCUUUUUCACUCCUCUGGCGGAGACUUGAGUACUGGAAAUGACAAGUGAUGAAUGUUGUAAGAACAAAUAAUCUUCAAGGUGACAUUUUAGCCUUGUGUUAGAUAUGGGGGGGAAAAUAUGUUCAGUGAUUGUUAUUUGAUGCUCUUGUAAAGGUUUGUUCAAUUUGUUAAACCAGGGUAUAUGUUGUUGAAAUUCUUGCUUUAGGUCA
This is a messenger RNA of Solanum dulcamara, 1325 nucleotides long. Its product is annotated as nitrile-specifier protein 5. Gene Ontology annotation, cellular component: cytosol; nucleus. Bases 168 to 1145 code for a protein of 325 amino acids. The record is from RefSeq and is a predicted model, not a curated record. Gene Ontology annotation, biological process: nitrile biosynthetic process. Gene Ontology annotation, molecular function: protein binding; enzyme regulator activity. The transcript has 2 exons. Lineage: Eukaryota; Viridiplantae; Streptophyta; Magnoliopsida; Solanales; Solanaceae.